AUGGCUGCUGGUCCUUCUGGGAGUAAUUUAAGUCUGAAAAAUGAGGAAGAGGAGGAAGAAAACCCUAUACUUAAAAGACUGAAUAGUGUAAGAGAAAAGGGAAUACUGAGUUUAGUAGCACCCACAGAAGAUGAAUCUUCCAAACACACCUUGACAUUUAAGCAUUCCACCAAAGCACAGGAGAAGACGAGAAAACGACAACAGGCUGUGAGACUGGAACCUUUGCCAGCUCUCAAAGUCUACCAGGACCACAAGAAACCUGAGUAUAUAUAUAGCGAGAACCGACGUCGAUUAAUUGCUGAUGGAAUCUUAGCUCCAGAAACCACCGAGGAUAACCAGACUGCCAAAUCAGUUGUUCAAUUUCUUCAGCAAAGUACUGUAAAAAAAAAGAAACAGUCCCAUAGAACCUCUUUCGAAGUUUUUGCCCCCACUCCUCCUAAAGUGUCACGUACCAGUAUUGGAAGAAGAGGUCUCUUUGCGACUCCUUCCUCAUCUUAUCCUACACACUAUUACAAUGACCAGGAAGAAGUAGUUAAAGCCAACAUUCAGAAUCCUUUACAAAUUAUAAAAAUAAUCCGUGAAAAUGAACAUCUUGGAUUUCUUUAUAUGAUCCCUGCUGUGCCAAAGUCUUCCAUUGAAUAUGAUCCAUAUAACCUCAAAGUUGUGACCUACGAUAACAUCAACAAAAAUGACUACUACACUAUUAGCAAACAAGCAGUAACACAUGUUUUAAGUUAUGACAUUGAAUAUAAUGAGCUUGAACGAUGGGAACAGGAAUACCUCUAUCAUAGGGAGCUUAUUAAGAUUCCAAUAUUUUCACUUUUCCGAAAAUGGAAAGCUUUUACCGUAUGGAAGAAGAAUGUCCGCUCCAAGAAAAUCAAUGGAUGCCAAAAAACUCUACAAAAAUAUUUGUUCAUAGUUAAUCAAAAUUUACAACCUGCUCUUCUUAAAAUAAAGGAAAUGUGCUAUCAAUUAAGUUUUAUGGCACUUUGCAGUAUUGAAAGAGGUCAUACUUACACCCUGCAAGAAUUUAGGAAGGCCCAAGUUAAACGUCUAGGAGAGGUGACAGAAAACCUGGCAGAAUUUCGAAAUGAAGCUAAACAAGUAGUCAGGAGAGCAUGUCGAAUUGCUCUGCGUGCUGAAGGGUUUGUUCCUGAUGACUGUAUAACUGAAGGUAUGAAUUGUUGUUGUGUCUUCUUCCCGUUCUUAGAUUUUUACAAAGUAUCAGAUGGUUUUGAGUUGGCUUCUUUUGGAGACACUGAGAAAAUGACUUACACAGAACAGGCCAGCAAAAGGCAUCACUGUGUGCGGCUGACAUGCUUUAUUCGCCUAUGUGACUAUUUAAUUGAGAACACUCUGCACUUCCUCAUAGUAAAUUCUCUCAGGUCUCUUUUGAAUUAUCUUUCUGAGAAGUUAAAACGAACACCAUCGGCAGAUAUUAUUCAGAAAUGGAUUACUGAAGAUAAACCUGAAGUCACUGAUAAAAAGGGUGGCCCUGUAGUAGAAAAACCUGAAGAAGAUGACUCCCUCAUUCCCAUGUUUGUCACAGAACUAAUGUUGACAGUAGAGUCACUGUUCUUUGAACCUUGUCUGGAUGACUUUCUGGAUGGUGUUUCGAGUGCAAUUAAUCAUUUUCAAAACACUGUGUUAUCAGUUCCUAAUCUUGUGCCAGAUACAUAUUUUGAUGCUUUCACCAGCCCUUAUAUUAACAACAAGAUUGAGGAAAAAACCUGUGGAACUGGUCCAAGCUUAUCAUCAAUAUUAGAGGACGAUAGAAAUUUUCACACAAUUGUCCUUCAAAUAAAGGAAACUAUACACGCAGCAUUCGAAUCUGCACAAUUAUAUGCGUCUUUGUUUGAAAGAUUUCAGAUAUUUUUCAAGGAAAAUGAGGGUCUUGAUUUACAAGCUCUUAAACUUCAAGAACCUGAUGUUAGAUUCUUUAGUGAACAACUGGACAAAUAUCACAAACAACACAAAGAUGCAGUAGCUCUCAGACCCAUGAGAAAUGUAGGACUACUGCUCAUCGACACUAAACAGCUGAAGGAAAAACUAAUUCCCUCUCCCUUGCGAUGCUUGGAGGUGCUAAAUUUUAUGCUUCCCCGCCUAAGCAAGAGAAAAGUAGAUUCCAUUAUUUCUGAGGCACAAGAUGCAGAGUAUAAACUUGAGUUUGUUCCAAGUACCACCAUAGAAUAUGUUAACAGCUUGGUAUUUCUUGAUGAAAUUCAGGACAGGAUUGAAAGCCUCGAAGAUGAAGGGAAUAUAGUGAUUCAGAUGUAUAAGCUCAUUGAGCAAUAUCAGAUCCCCACACCUCCUGAAGACUUUGCAGUUUUUGCAACUAUGAAGCCAUCCAUUGUUGCUGUUCGAAACGCCAUUGAUAAGUCCGUGGGUGACAGAGAAACAAGAAUUAAGCAAUUCUGCGUACACUUAGGUAGAGAUCUUGAAGAUCUAAAUAAUGAAGUGAAUGAAGUAAUGCUGCUAGCACAGGAUCCACAGAUUUUGGAUAUUUCUGCUGAUCCAGAGAAGAUAAAGCUUAUGUUAAAUGAGCUACAGUUGGUUCUAGAUGAUCUUCAAAAACGUGCAUUUCAAUAUAAAUCCUAUCAGAAGAAUUUUAAGGUGGAAGUGUCCAAAUUUGAAGCUUUGGAGGAAGUUAGUGCUGAGUUGAAGCUCAAACAGUUGCUCUGGGACUCUUUAGCUGAAUGGGAUCAAUACCAGCAGGAAUGGUUACAGUCCAGAUUUGACUGCCUGGAUCCAGAGCAACUAAACUCUAUAGUUACUAAAUACGCCAAAUUUGUGACUCAGUUAGAAAAAGGCUUGCCACCCAACAGUGUCGUGCCACAGUUGAAAAGCAGGGUGGAAAAAAUGAAAGAAAAACUUCCAGUAAUUAUUGACUUGAGAAACCCAACUUUGAAGACCAGACAUUGGGCAGCUAUUGAACAAGCAGUCGAUGCUGUGCUAGUGGACCUUGAUGUCCCAUUAACCUUGGAAAAACUCUCUGAGUUGCAUGUUUUUGAGUUUGGUCAAGAAAUCCAGGACAUUUCUGGACAAGCUUCUGGAGAAGCUGCCUUAGAAACAAUUCUUAAAAAGGUGGAAGAUUCUUGGAAAUCAACUGAAUUUGUUGUUCUUCCUCACCGUGACUCGAAAGAUGUAUUUAUCCUAGGUGGCACAGAUGAUAUACAGGUCCUUCUUGAUGAUAGUACCAUUAACAUUGCAACCAUUUCCUCAUCACGUUAUGUUGGUCCACUAAAACCCCGAGUGGACGAAUGGCAGAAACAACUUGCUUUAUUCAAUCAAACUCUGGAAGAGUGGCUUACUUGCCAGAGAAACUGGCUCUAUCUAGAAAGCAUUUUCAAUGCACCAGAUAUUCAGAGACAAUUACCUGCCGAGGCCAAGAUGUUCCUUCAAGUGGAUAAAUCAUGGAAAGAAAUCAUGAGAAAGGUGAAUCGGUUGCCGAAUGCCCUCCGAGCAGCUACGCAACCAGGACUUCUGGAGACUUUUCAAAAUAACAACGCAUUACUUGACCAAAUCCAAAAGUGUCUAGAGGCACAUUUAGAAUCAAAAAGAGUCAUCUUUCCAAGAUUUUAUUUCUUAUCAAAUGAUGAACUCCUUGAGAUUUUGGCCCAGACACGAAAUCCUCAAGCUGUACAGCCACACUUAAGGAAAUGCUUCGACUCCAUUUCAAAGCUUGAAUUUGCUGUCAUGAUUUCUACUGAAGGGAGAAUUCCAGGACUUGAAGGAGAACCAGAGAAGGUUUUUACAAAUGAUAUUUUAGCAAUGCUGUCACCGGAAGGAGAAAGGGUUAGCUUGGGGAAAGGCCUGAAAGCCAGGGGCAACGUGGAGGAGUGGCUCGGUAAAGUGGAGGAAGCUAUGUUCACGUCUCUGCGCCGCCUGAGCAAGGCUGCCAUCGCCGACUACCAGGGGAAACCGAGGACAGAGUGGGUGGUUGCUGGCCACCCCUCUCAGGUGGUCCUGACUGUUUCCCAAAUCAUGUGGUGCCGCGAUUUGACUGAGUGCUUGGAAAUAGAAGAUGCUAAUCAUCUAGAAACCCUGGAACAUUUUGAAAAAAUAAACUUUGAGAGAUUAAAUGCCCUUGCUGGAUUAGUUCGAGGCAGUCUUCCUAGAUUACAUAGAAACAUCAUAACUGCUUUAAUUACUAUUGAUGUACAUGCAAGAGACAUAGUCACUGAACUUAUUCAUGACAAGGUAGAAGAAGUCGACUCCUUUGGCUGGCAGAGACAACUACGCUAUUAUUGGGAUAUAGACCUAGAUAAUUGUGUGGCUAGAAUGGCACUCUCUCAGUAUACAUAUGGUUAUGAAUAUUUGGGUGCAUGCCCAAGAUUAGUUAUUACUCCUCUCACAGACCGCUGCUACCUUUGUCUCAUGGGAGCUUUGCAGCUUGACCUGGGAGGCGCACCAGCUGGUCCUGCAGGCACAGGGAAAACCGAGACAACCAAAGACCUGGCAAAAGCUCUUGCUAUCCAGUGUGUGGUCUUCAAUUGCUCUGAUGGUUUGGACUACAAGAUGAUGGGACGCUUCUUCAGUGGUCUGGCACAAUCGGGGGCCUGGUGCUGCUUUGAUGAAUUUAAUCGCAUUGAUAUUGAAGUUCUGUCAGUCAUCGCCCAGCAGCUCAUCACUAUCAGGAAUGCCAAAGCCGCCAAGCUCUCCAGGUUUAUGUUUGAAGGGCGGGAAAUAAAGUUGGUUAUGACUUGUGCUGCGUUCAUCACAAUGAAUCCUGGAUAUGCAGGCAGAACGGAAUUACCGGAUAAUUUGAAAUCCCUUUUUAGACCCUUUGCCAUGAUGGUUCCAAAUUAUGCCUUAAUUGCAGAGGUAAUUCUAUAUUCUGAAGGAUUUGAAUCCAGUAAAAUAUUAGCAAGAAAAAUGACUCAGAUGUAUAAGCUCUGCAGUGAACAGCUCUCUCAACAGGAUCACUAUGACUUUGGCAUGAGAGCUGUCAAGUCUGUGCUGGUCAUGGCCGGGUCUUUAAAGAGAGAGCACCCAGACUUAAGUGAAGACGUGGUGUUGAUAAGAGCUUUGCGAGACUCCAACUUGCCAAAAUUUCUAACAGAUGAUGCUGUUCUGUUCAGUGGAAUUAUAUCGGAUCUUUUUCCUGGAGUUCAUAUUCCAGAACACAAUUAUGGAAUAUUUCAAUCAACAAUUAUGGAUACCAUGGUUGGACAAAAUCUUCAACCUGAAUUGUGUAUGGUGAAAAAGGUGAUACAGUUAUAUGAAACGAUGCUAGUGAGGCAUGGUGUUAUGUUAGUGGGUCCAACAGGAGGGGGCAAGACCACAGUCUACCAAAUUCUAGCACAAACUUUAGGGAAUUUAAAAAAACUUGGAAUAGAAUAUCCUUUUUACCAACCAGUUAAAACAUACGUUCUUAAUCCCAAAUCAAUUACAAUGGGCGAACUAUAUGGGGAAGUUAAUAACUUAACCUUGGAAUGGAAGGAUGGUCUGAUGGCACUAAGUGUCCGAGCAGCUGUGAAUGAUACUUCAGAAGACCAUAAAUGGAUCAUCAGUGAUGGACCAGUGGAUGCUCUUUGGAUCGAAAAUAUGAAUACAGUGUUGGAUGAUAAUAAAAUGCUUUGCCUAGCCAACAGUGAGAGGAUUAAACUCACACCUCAAAUCCAUAUGCUUUUUGAGGUGCAAGAUUUAAAGGUCGCUUCCCCUGCAACAGUCAGUCGAUGUGGAAUGGUGUUCGUGGAUCCUGAGGAGCUGAAAUGGAUGCCUUAUGUUAAAACCUGGAUGAACAGAAUUUCUAAAAAACUUAAUGAUGAAACUCAAGAAUAUAUAUUAAAACUAUUCCAGCGUUAUGUUGAUGAUGGCUUACAUUUUGUUAACAAAAAAUGUGUUCAAGCAAUUCCACAAGUGGACAUCAGCAAAGUUACUACCCUCUGUUGCUUAAUGGAGUCUUUGAUAUUUUCAAAAGAUGGAGUUAAUCUGGCAAUGGAAUCAUCAAAACUGAAUACUAUACUCUGUCAGACUUUUGUAUUCUCUUAUUUAUGGUCUUUAGGUGGAAAUCUAAUUGAAAGUUACUGGGAUUCUUUUGAUACAUUUAUUAGAACACAAUUUGAUGAUAAUCCUGAUUCCAGGUUUCCCAAUUCUGGUGAUCUGUGGAGCGUUCACAUGGACUUUGAUACCAAACGGCUGGAUCCCUGGGAACGAAUCAUACCCACCUUCAAGUACAACAGAGAUGUUCCCUUUUUUGAAAUGCUUGUCCCCACAACUGACACAGUGCGCUUUGGCUAUCUAAUGGAAAAACUACUGGCAGUCAAACAUUCAGUAUUGUUUACUGGAACAACUGGAGUUGGUAAGACUGUCAUUGCAAAAGGAUUGCUAAAUAGAAUUCAAGAAUCAUCUGGCUAUGUUCCUGUUUACCUAAAUUUUUCUGCUCAAACAUCAUCAAUGAGAACACAGGAAAUCAUUGAAUCCAAACUGGAAAGGAAAAGAAAAAAUAUUCUAGGAGCACCUGGAAACAAACGAGUUGUAAUUUUUGUCGAUGAUUUAAACAUGCCCAGACUGGAUCGCUAUGGUUCUCAGCCUCCAAUUGAAUUACUUCGGCAGUACCAAGAUUUUCGUGGAUUUUAUGACAGAAGCAAACUCUUUUGGAAAGAGAUACAGGACGUAACGAUUGUGUCCGCGUGCGCACCUCCGGGCGGCGGCCGGAACCCCGUGACGCCCCGCUUUCUCCGGCACUUCAGCAUGCUGUGCCUGCCCACGCCCUCGGAACACAGCCUGAAACAGAUUUUCCAGGCCAUCCUAAAUGGCUUCCUGAGUGACUUCCCGACAGUUGUAAAACAAAUGGCAUCAAACAUUGUAGAAGCCGCAGUUGAAAUUUACAACAGGAUGAGUGUUGAUCUUCUGCCAACUCCAGCCAAGUCCCAUUAUGUCUUUAACUUGAGGGAUUUAUCUAAAUGUGUACAAGGCAUCCUCCAAUGUGACUCAGGAACAAUAAGAGAAGAAAUUCAGAUAUUUAGACUCUUCUGCCAUGAAUGUCAAAGAGUCUUCCAUGACCGUUUGAUUAACAAUGAAGAUAAGCAGUAUUUUCAUGUUAUUCUGACAGAAAUGGCUAAUAAACAUUUUGGAAUUUCAAUUGGACAGGAAUAUUUUUUGAAUAAGCCCAUCAUAUUUGGAGAUUUCAUAAAGUUUGGAGCAGAUAAGAGUGAUCGGAUUUAUGAAGACUUGCCUGAUCUAGAGAAAAUUGCAAAUGUUCUUCAGGACUAUCUUGAUGAUUAUAACCUUGUAAAUCCCAAAGAAGUAAAGUUGGUGUUCUUUCAAGAUGCUAUAGAACAUGUUUCAAGGAUUGUUCGCAUGAUUCGUCAGGAAAGAGGCAAUGCCCUGCUCGUCGGAGUAGGAGGCACGGGAAAGCAAUCUCUUACAAGACUUGCGGCUCAUAUAUGUGGUUACAAAUGCUUGCAGAUUGAACCAAGCCGCGGAUAUAAUUAUGAAAGUUUUCAUGAAGAUCUGAGGAAAUUAUACAGACUGGCUGGUGUGGAAGAAAAGAAUAUGGUUUUCCUCUUCACAGACACCCAGAUAGUAGUGGAAGAGUUCUUAGAAGAUAUAAAUAAUAUCCUGAACUCAGGUGAAGUUCCUAAUUUAUUUGAAAAGGAUGAACUGGAGCAAGUUUUAGCAGGCACCAGACCAAAAGCAAAAGAAAUAGGAAUUUCCGAGGGCAGUAGAGAUGAGGUGUUUCAGUUCUUCAUCAACAAAGUUCGUCAGAAUCUGCACAUUGUUCUAUGCAUGAGCCCAGUUGGGGACGCCUUUCGCUCCCGGUGUCGUAUGUUUCCCUCCCUUGUGAACUGCUGCACUAUUGAUUGGUUUGUUCAGUGGCCCAGAGAAGCACUUCUUUCUGUAUCACAGACAUUUUUUUCAAAUAUUGGGGCUGUAAGUGAAGAAAUGAAGGAAAAGCUUUCUCUCAUGUGUGUAAAUGUUCACAUGAGCGUCUCCGUGAUGGCAGAUCAAUAUUAUGCAGAGCUGCGGAGACGAUACUACACAACACCCACAUCCUACUUGGAACUGAUCCAGCUCUACCUAUCUAUGCUGAGUGAAAAAAGGAAGCAAUUGAUUUCAGCACGUGAUCGGGUAAAGAAUGGUCUCACCAAGCUAUUAGAAACAAAUGUACUAGUAGACAAAAUGAAAAUAGAUCUGUCAGAUUUAGAACCUGUUCUUUUGGCAAAAUCACAAGAUGUUGAAGCUUUGAUGGAUAAACUGGCAGUAGAUCAAGAAAAUGCAGAUCAGGUCCGUAGUGUUGUACAAGAAGAUGAAGCAACAGCAAAAGUAAAAGCUGAAGAAACCCAAGCAAUAGCUGAUGACGCUCAAAGAGACCUCGAAGAAGCUUUGCCCGCACUCGAUGCUGCCAAUAAAGCUCUGGAUUCCUUAGACAAAGCAGAUAUAGCGGAAAUCAGAGUCUUUACAAAGCCUCCAGAUAUGGUCAUGACUGUUAUGGAAGCCAUUUCCAUUCUCCUGAACGCCAAGCCUGAUUGGCAAACAGCAAAGCAACUUCUUGGUGACUCUAAUUUUCUAAGAAGACUUUUAGAAUAUGAUAAGGAAAACAUAAAGCCUCAAAUACUGGCAAAACUCCAAAAGUAUAUUAACAAUCCUGAUUUUUUACCUGAAAAGGUAGAAAAAGUGUCCAAAGCUUGUAAAUCCAUGUGUAUGUGGGUGAGAGCAAUGGAUUUGUACUCACGGGUGAUCAAAGAAGUUGAACCAAAGAGACAAAAACUCCGUGCAGCCCAGGCAGAACUUGAUAUAACAAUGGCUACUCUGAAAGAAAAGCAACAAUUAUUAAGAAAAGUAGAACUUCAGAUACAGGCUUUACAAGAAGAAUUUGAAAAAGGUGUGAAUGAGAAAGAAAGUCUGGCAAAGGUUAUGGCCCUGACAAAAGCACGUCUAACACGUGCUGGGAAGCUAACAGCUGCACUAGGAGAUGAGCAAGUUCGGUGGGAAGAAAGCAUCCAGAAAUCUGAGGAGGAGAUAGGGAACAUUGUUGGGAAUGUGUUCAUCGCAGCAGCAUGUGUUGCCUACUAUGGGGCCUUUACAGCCAAGUAUAGGCAAAAGCUCAUAGAGUAUUGGAUCGAGGGCUGUCAGGAACUGGAUAUCCCAAUCGAUACUUCCUUCAGUCUUAUAAACAUUCUUGGAGAUCCCUAUGAAAUACGACAGUGGAAUACUGAUGGGCUGCCCCGUGACCUUAUAUCAACAGAAAAUGGCAUUUUGGUUACUCAGGGGAGACGGUGGCCUUUGAUGAUUGAUCCCCAAGAUCAGGCAAACCGUUGGAUAAGGAACAAGGAAAGCAAAAAUGGUUUAAAGAUCAUUAAGCUUACAGAUAGUAAUUUCUUACGCAUACUUGAAAAUUCCAUCCGAAUUGGACUACCUGUUUUACUGGAAGAGCUUAAAGAAACUUUAGAUCCAGCAUUGGAACCAAUUCUUCUAAAACAGAUCUUCAUUAGUGGCGGCCGUGUACUCAUUCGCCUUGGUGACUCAGACAUUGAUUACGAUAAAAACUUUAAGUUCUAUAUGACAACCAAACUGCCAAAUCCCCACUACCUGCCUGAGGUGUGCAUUAAAGUUACCAUCAUCAAUUUCACUGUCACCAAAUCAGGUCUGGAGGAUCAAUUAUUAAGUGAUGUGGUGCGACUUGAGAAACCUGAGUUGGAAGAACAAAGAAACAAGCUCAUCGUGAGCAUCAACACGGAUAAAAACCAGCUGAAAGCUAUAGAAGAUAAAAUUCUGAAAAUGCUUUUUCAAUCUGAGGGAAAUAUUCUGGACAAUGAAGAACUAAUUGAAACUCUCCAGGAUUCAAAGAUCACUUCUGGUGCCAUCAAGACCAGGCUGAAGGAAGCAGAGUCCACUGAAAUUAUGAUAAACUCUGCUCGGGAGAAGUACCGCCCAGUAGCCACUCAAGGCUCUGUGAUGUUCUUCGUCAUCGCAAGUCUCUCAGAAAUUGACCCCAUGUACCAGUAUUCAUUAAAAUAUUUUAAACAGUUGUUCAAUACAACAAUUGAAACUUCCCAAAAGUCAGAAUAUCUGGAAUACCGCAUGAAAAUACUGCUGGAACAAACUCUAUUAUCUGCUUAUACCAAUAUUUCAAGAGGACUUUUUGAAAAACAUAAACUCAUAUACAGCUUUAUGCUCUGUGUGGAAAUCAUGCGUCAGCAUGAGCGCUUAAAUGAUGCUGAAUGGAAUUUCUUUCUCCGAGGUGCUGCAGGAUUAGAAAAGGAACGUCCACCUAAACCUGAAGUUCCCUGGCUGUCCACUGCCACAUGGUUUGCUUGCUGUGACUUAGAAGAAUCACUUCCCAAUUUUAGUGGACUAACAAAAUAUUUAGUAACAUAUCCUAUUAGCAUAACCAUAGGGUCUUUUGAGACGGAUAUUAACCCAAGUGAGUGGGAAGGCUAUGCUUCAGUAGAGGAAGAGCAGGCGACAGAAGAGGAAAAGGAAAAGUUUUUAAUUUUCCAGGUCUGGCUUGAACAUUUAAGUCCUUUCCAUAAGCUGAUUCUUACUAAAUGUUCCAAAGAAGAAAAGGUGGUUUUCGCUGUUACGGACUUUGUCAUUGAUAAUCUUGGGAAGCCCUUUGUAGAAACACCACCUGUGGACCUGGCUACUUUGUAUCAAGACAUGUCCUUCAACACUCCGCUGGUGUUCAUCUUAAGCACAGGCUCGGAUCCCAUGAGUGCUUUCCAGAGAUUUGCCCGAGACAGCGGAUUUGGAGAGCGGGUGCAGUCUAUUUCACUGGGGCAAGGACAAGGGCCAAUUGCUGAAAGAAUGAUCAAAGAUGCAAUGAAAUUGGGAAAUUGGGUAUUUCUGCAAAACUGUCAUCUUGCUGUUUCUUGGAUGUUGGCAAUGGAAGAACUGAUUAAAACUUUCACGGAUCCAAGUGUUUUUAUCAAGGACUCAUUUCGACUUUUUUUAAGUUCCAUGCCUUGUGAUACAUUUCCUGUUACAGUUCUUCAAAAUUCUGUCAAGGUAACCAAUGAGCCUCCAAAAGGAUUACGUGCAAAUAUCAGAAGAGCAUUUAAUGAAAUGACACCUUCAGUUUUUGAAGAAAAUAUACUUGGAAGAAAGUGGAGGCGAAUAAUCUUUGGCAUCUGUUUCUUCCAUGCAAUUAUCCAGGAGAGAAAAAAGUUUGGUCCUCUCGGUUGGAAUAUCUGCUAUGAAUUUAAUGACAGUGACAGAGAGUGUGCGUUACUGAACCUGAAUCUUUAUUGUCAAGAAGGGAAGAUUCCCUGGGAUGCUUUGAUUUACAUCACUGGUGAAAUUACAUAUGGUGGUAGAGUUACAGACACCUGGGACCAGAGAUGUCUCCGCACUGUCUUGAAAAAAUUUUUUUCUCCAGAAACAUUAGAAGAGAAUUAUACAUAUUCGGAAUCAGGUAUCUAUUUUGCACCCAUGGCUGACAGCCUACAAGAAUUUAGGGACUACAUUGAAAAUCUGCCCUUGAUAGAUGAUCCAGAAAUAUUUGGAAUGCAUGAAAAUGCUAACCUCGUAUACCAGUACAAGGAGACCAACACUUUCAUCAACAUCAUACUUGAGGUUCAACCAAGGUCAUCUUCCAGUGGAGAGGGGAAAAGCAAUGAUGAAAUUGUUCAAGACCUUGUUGCUUCUAUCCGAUCCAGAGUUCCAGAAAAAUUAGAAAUGGAAAGUGCUACUGACAGCCUUUUUGUCAAGGAUCAUCAAGGUCGCCUUAACUCCUUGACCACUGUUCUGGGACAAGAAGUGGACCGAUUUAACAAUCUGCUGAAGCUAAUACACACUUCUCUAGAAAUGCUCAACAAAGCCAUUGCUGGAUUUGUAGUAAUGUCAGAAGAAAUGGAAAAAGUGUAUCACAGUUUCAUCAACAACCAGGUUCCUUCUUUGUGGUCCAACACAGCCUACCCAUCCCUGAAGCCGCUGGGAUCGUGGGUCAAAGACCUGAUCCUGAGGACAGCAUUUGUGGAUUUGUGGCUCAAAAGAGGACAGCCCCGGUCUUUCUGGAUCUCUGGUUUCUUCUUCCCUCAAGGAUUUCUAACAGGGACACUUCAGAAUCACGCACGAAAAUAUAGUUUACCUAUUGAUGAGCUGAACUUCAAGUACAAUGUAGUUCCACACUAUCGAGAUCAAGCUGCUGUUGUAGACGCCGCCAAGACUGUGCAGUUCGGACAAGAAUUGCCUAUGGACCAAGAGUUGCCCCAUCCUCAGGAUGGUGUUCUUGUUCAUGGGAUAUUCAUGGAUGCUUCUCGAUGGGACAAUAAGAAUAUGGUGAUAGAAGAUGCAUUGCCUGGACAGAUGAAUCCAAUGCUGCCGGUGGUGCACUUUGAACCUCAACAGAAUUACGAGCCAAACCCAACACUUUAUCACUCCCCACUUUAUAAAACUGGGGCACGAGCAGGCACGCUCUCAACCACAGGUCAUUCAACUAAUUUUGUAGUGACCAUCCACUUACCCUCCAAGCGGCCCAAGGACUACUGGAUAGCCAAGGGAUCAGCUUUGCUCUGCCAGCUGAAUGAGUGA
Sorex fumeus (smoky shrew) is the source of this 12480-nucleotide messenger RNA. RefSeq names its product dynein axonemal heavy chain 6 (gene DNAH6). Lineage: Eukaryota; Metazoa; Chordata; Mammalia; Eulipotyphla; Soricidae. Gene Ontology annotation, biological process: microtubule-based movement. Gene Ontology annotation, molecular function: minus-end-directed microtubule motor activity; ATP hydrolysis activity; dynein light intermediate chain binding. The record is from RefSeq and is a predicted model, not a curated record. The coding region runs from base 1 to 12480 and encodes 4159 amino acids. Gene Ontology annotation, cellular component: dynein complex. The transcript has 77 exons.